CUUGGUCAAGCAGUCUUUAUUUUUCUACACACACAAAUUCGGCAUAUAGAACUGGCUUCAUCUUCAUACAUUAAUCCAGUUAUCCUACGGAACUAAAGAGGAAACGAAAAUUCCAUUAGCUUCUCUUCCAUUCCAUAAAUUCAAAUGUGGUGAAAAAGGUUUGCGACAAAAUGGAAAAAUCAUCAUUGCUUAUUGCUUCAAUCGCAUUUCUACUACUAAUAUCAAGAUCAAACGGGGAUGCUAGAACCCAAGUCAUCAAAGUGUUUUGUGAUGAAGAAAUCCACAACGAUGACACGUACUUCGUCCCAAAUUAUGUGCAAGCAAUGGAAAUAGUCAGCACCGAAAUGCAAACAUCUCAUAAUGCAACCGUAGAAGUGGGCACAGGACCCAACACAAAUUACGUACUUGCCCAAUGCUACAACGAUCUUUCCUCACAAGAUUGCAUGUUAUGUUAUGCCGAAACCCGUACUGUUUUUCCUAGUUGCUAUCCCCGUAACGGGGGUCGAAUUUAUCUUGAUGGUUGUUUUAUGCGGCUUCAAAAUUAUAGCUUUUAUGAAGAAUAUACGGGAUCCUAUGACACAAUUGUUUGUGGGAAUAUAACGAGGGAGAGUGUAGAGUUUCAAAAUUCGACUAAACAAGCAGUGUUGAAUGUGGUAGCAGAUGCGUUGAGUAAUGAUGAGUAUUUUGGUAGGGGAGAGGUGGUGGUGGUGCCUGGUAAUAAGUCAGUUUAUGUGAUGGCAGAAUGUUGGAGGACUUUGAGUCCAGGGAAUUGUAGGAAGUGUUUAGAGAAUGCGUCCGAGGUGAUAUCGAAAUGUUUGCCAUGGUCGGAGGGAAGGGCACUAAAUACGGGCUGUUUUAUGAGGUAUUCUGAUACAAAUUUUCUAAAUCCUAUACAACAGACAGGUGGCUCGAAAAAUAAAGGGAAGAUGGUAGCAAUUAUUAUUUCCAUUAUUAGUUCUGUGUUGGUUUUGGCUGUUGCGUUGAUGAUUGUUUUAUACAUCAAGAGAUACAAAUAUAUUCAACAUAUGAGAAGAGGUUCUUAUGAUGUUGAGAAAUUAGCAAAGAUUCUUACUGACAGUAGCUUAAACUUCAAAUACUCCACAAUUGAGAAAGCCACAGCAAAUUGGGAUGAGUCCAACAAGCUUGGACAAGGAGGAUUUGGAACCGUCUAUAAGGGUGUUCUUUCGGAUGGACGAGAAAUAGCCGUGAAGAGGCUCUACGUCAACAACAAAUUCAGGGCAGCAGAUUUCUACAACGAAGUUAACAUAAUUAGUAGUGUUGAACACAAAAACCUUGUCAGGCUCUUAGGAUGCAGUUGUUCAGGACCUGAAAGCAUUCUCGUAUAUGAAUAUCUUCCAAAUAUGAGCCUCGACCUCUUCAUUUUUGAUGAAAUAAAAGGAAAGGAACUAAAUUGGGAGAAGAGGUUUCAAAUCAUUAUUGGUACAACAGAAGGCUUAGUGUACCUUCAUGAGAACACCAAGAACCGAAUUAUUCAUAGAGAUAUCAAAGCUUCUAACAUCUUGUUAGACUUGAGACUUCGCGCUAAAAUAGCCGAUUUUGGGUUGGCCAGAUCUUUUCAAGAUGAUAAAAGUCACAUUAGUACCGCCAUCGCGGGUACACUUGGGUAUAUGGCUCCAGAGUAUCUAGCCCAUGGUCAGUUAACCGAAAAGGCAGAUGUCUACAGCUUUGGAGUUUUACUUCUUGAAAUAGUCACUGGAAUGGAAAACAAUAAAAGCAAUACAAUGGAAUAUACCGACAGCUUAAUCUCCACCACAUGGAAGCACUUCCAGAAAGGUACAGUGGAGCAAAUCUUUGACCCGAAUCUAUUUAUGGAUAUUUACCCAAACACUAUUUUCAAGAAAGAUGCAAUAAAAGUUGUUCAUGUGGGACUUCUAUGCACCCAAGAAGCUCCAUCUUUAAGGCCAACAAUGUCAAAUGUACUAAAAAUGUUGGCAAAAGAUGAUGAACAUUUACCCUUCCCUUCUAAUCCCCCUUUUAUUGAUGAAAAAACCAUGGAACUCAACAAUAUCACAAAAAAGUUACUUCAUGAUCAUGAAGGAGAAAGCUCUAGUUCAAUUGCUACAGUUUCUCAUAGUGAGUUCUAUCCGAGGUAAUACUGGUUAUCUGAUCCUUGAUAACUAGUGCAUUUACAUCAUUUGGAUAGAUAAAAGUCUAAGAGGUAGUCAUGUACUCAUGUCACUAACAUCAUUCCAGUAUAAGCCAAACACAAUACAACCUAUUUUGUCAUGUAACAUGAUAACCAGUGAAAUCACUACUAUGGUCGUUAGUAUCAUCAUUUUGAUAUUGUGAAGAGAGGGUGAAUUUGUUUGAAGGAUCAUUUAUGUAUUUUAGUUAGGUAAGUUGUUUAAUUUAUUGGUAGGGUAGAAUAUUGUGCAUAAAAUAGCAAAGUAGAUUCUUAUUAUUUUGUAAUGAACAUGAUUUCCAAUAA
This is a messenger RNA of Lactuca sativa (garden lettuce), 2449 nucleotides long. RefSeq names its product cysteine-rich receptor-like protein kinase 2. Gene Ontology annotation, molecular function: ATP binding; protein kinase activity. Gene Ontology annotation, biological process: protein phosphorylation. NCBI's taxonomy places the organism in Eukaryota, Viridiplantae, Streptophyta, Magnoliopsida, Asterales, Asteraceae. The record is from RefSeq and is a predicted model, not a curated record.